Acaulospora morrowiae is the source of this 2151-nucleotide messenger RNA. The record is from the annotation of a GenBank genome assembly. NCBI's taxonomy places the organism in Eukaryota, Fungi, Glomeromycota, Glomeromycetes, Diversisporales, Acaulosporaceae.
AUGAGUUCCAAAGAAAUUCAAUUUACUAAAGAGAAUGGAGAAUUAAUACCUUUUUACGAAGAAAUUCGUUACAUAAUAUCGAAGAUGAAUAAACUUGAACUUGUUAGUGAUGUGGAGGUUCUCGUGCAUGUAAUUUGCGAACAAAAUCAAGAAAAUAAGAUGCCAACACAUCCUUAUAAUUAUUCCUUGCCUGUAGGCAAAAAACUUGCGGAAAUUAGAGAAAUCUUCGAAAAAGAAGGUGAAAAGGAUGCGAAUUCUCUACGUAUGGGGUCAAAUUGUUCCUUUGUGCACAAUAAUGGGGGGGUGAUUCUAAAGGAAGGAGAAGAAAAAUAUAAAUUAUCAACAAUUUUAAAAUUUGAAAAUAAUAAAAAUAAUUUAUAUAUUCAACGUACGUUGAAUCCAGAUUGGAAGCGACUGAUUAAAUUGUGCGAAAAUGGAUUUCAUUUUAAAGAAUAUUAUGCUGAAAAAAUAGAUCAAGCACGUAAACGAGCAUACAAAUUUAGUAUGAAAAACAAACCAAUUAAUACAUGCGAAGAAGAUUACUUGGAAUGUGAAAAUAAAUUUGAAGAAAUGUUUAAACGAAAUUUUAUUUCUUAUGGGAAUGCUCCUAUCUCCACACCUCUAUUACCAUGGCUUUUGUUUUCUCUGGGUAUCUCAUAUGAAAGAUCGAGCGAACUAUUAACAAAUUACGAAAAUUCUGAUUUGUAUUCGGUUACAAGGGUUGAGAAGGAAGAGGUAGAACUUAAAGAUAUAAAAUUAACCGAAGAUUUUGUUGGUGAAAUAGAAGAGGCGUUAAAGGAAAAAGACAAUGAUCAAAAGAUUAAAAAAUUGAGAGCUAUAUUAGACGAAUACGGCCAUUUUUAUGCAGAGUGCAUAACUUUAGGAGGAGUAAUUGUUACAAAUCAAACAGGCAAGAAAGAAACAUAUAAAACAACAAGCGGAAAAAAUAUUGGAGGAAAUAUUGCUGAAAAUAGAAUAAAUUGGAGAAAUAAAAAUUCUAACAGCGAAUCAAACAAAAAAGAUGCUUCAUUUCGUCGUAUUUUAGGUGGUGAUCAAAGUAAAUAUAAUGAUAACAAUAAAGGACCGUGGAUAGAUUCGCUUAAAAACUCCGAAAAUUGGGAAAUCGUUCGCUAUGAAAAAGUCCAUCCAAUAUUUAAUCUAUUGGAUCGCGAGUUAAAGAAAGAAGUGUUAAAAAUUUUUGGCUUGCAAAUCCGGAAAGCAAGUGUGGAUGAAAUUUCUGUCUUUUGGGAUCCGAAAAAGAAGACGCCAUAUGUUUAUAAAUUAUUUAAACAUCUAGAAAGCGUUGAUGACAUAGAAGAGUGUAAAAUUUUUGCUUCAUUAACUUGCAGAUCAAAAAACGAAAUAUUCUCUAUGAGACUUCAUUAUGAAAGCGAAAAAGAACCGACCAUCAUAAUUCAUAAGAUUGAUGACAACUCCAAGCAUUCGUCGAAGGUCAAAUGGUAUAAAAUUCGGAUAGAUUGGAUGGUUGAUGGCUACCCGACAGUGUUUGAUUUUGGCCAUCAAAAAAUAUUAUUUGAAAUCAACAAUCUUGAAAUAUCAGAUCCAGAAAAUCCGUGUUUGCGAAAAAAAUCUCACAUGCAGGAGUUGUCCGAAGAUUGCAUCUUGGGAACAAUUUCAUCAAACACAUUACCUACCCCGAAUAAAUCCUCAAUUACUGGCGAUAAUUAUAAUAAUCCAUAUAAAACCACAAUUGUAACCGGAAUUCAUUUUUCUCUUAAUGAACAUUUUGCAUAUGUAUUUGCAUAUGAUCUUGAAAAGAAAAAUAAAUUCGAAGAUAAAAAUUUUAUUAAAAGUUUAAAGUUUUAUUCAAGCACCAUCCACGAGAGAGGUUCAGAAUAUAAAGAUUAUAUGGGUCAGAUAAAUAUUGAUUGGAAUAAUGGUAUUAUCAAAAGACCUAAUAAGCUCUUGAAAAAAGAAGACAUAGAUAUUUGCCCUUUAUCAAAAAUUUUGAAUGAACGAACCAAAGAGAAAGGGCCCUCCUUAGCUUUGUUUGUGAACCAUUUCCGGGAACAAUCCAAAGAAUGCGGAAUUCUAAAUAUAUAUUCUAACAAUAUCUUAUAUCGACCAUUGAGCGAUAGUCGUUCUACCAAGCAAACAGGAAAACUUUCAUUCUUUUGUAUUCCAGUCUAA